Molecule: messenger RNA, 946 nt
Organism: Durusdinium trenchii
Lineage: Eukaryota; Dinophyceae; Suessiales; Symbiodiniaceae
Source: the annotation of a GenBank genome assembly
AUGCUCUUUCAGGACUUGGAGAAGAACGGUGCCGCCAAUGGAUGGCCGCAGAAGAUUUGGAAAGUUGUUGGUGGCGGUUCUGAAGGUAUUCCUGUAACCAAGGAGCGCGGCGGCAAGAUUGAGAAAGAGCGUUUGUCUCAUGGCGCUUUGGUAGAAGAAUUGGAGCUCAAGCAAGACCUGAAUAUCAUGCGCUACCGGCGGAUGACAGGAAAAGGCCCCAAGGAGGGAUGGGUCCAGCUGGUUCGUCCCAGUGGCAUCAAGCCGCUGCUGGUGAAGACCGAGCUCCGGCCACCGGCGCAGAAGGCGCAGGGCCAAGACAUGGGCGUCGGCUCGCUGAUCGUGACGCCACUGCGCUGGGAUGCGGAAGAAGCGCUGAAACUCAUGGGUCGCAUGGAUGAGCUUGAGGCGGCGGCUGAAGCCUUGCAGAUGCAGCAAGCUCUACCGCCCGAGCCGAAGAAGCCAGAGAAGUUCAUCAUGUUGCCUGGGCAGAUCGUCCGACCCGAGGGCUUCCCCAAGCUGGCAGACCUUGUGAUUUCAUCAGACUGCGUGUGCGAGCCGGCCUAUGGGGAGACCUGGGAACAGCUGGUGGAGGUCAUCGAGAAGAUCUUGGCGCCCAACGGCCACGCCAUCAUCUCCUUGAGGCGGAGGAGCUACGACGGCAUUGAGAAGUUCGUGAUGCGCCUGGCGCGGAAUCUACGCUUCCAACGCUAUCGUUACCGGAAGUCACCGGAGAACGUGGAUGGCGUGGAUUUGAUUUGUGCAGCUUGGCCGGGCAAGAACGAGCAGUUCGAGCAGUCGGUGGACUCACCCAGAAACCCACGUGAUUCCCAAUACGCUGAAGGCGAAUUUUGACGCCUCUGCGCGAAGCCGCUUUGCAGUGCCAAAGGCAAGCGGGGCAGGCAGUCGAGAAACUGCAUUGAAGAAGAUGCAGCAUUGGCCCAGAAAA